Messenger RNA from Dreissena polymorpha, 2143 nucleotides. RefSeq lists its product as uncharacterized. The record is from RefSeq and is a predicted model, not a curated record. Bases 427 to 1539 code for a protein of 370 amino acids. The transcript is spliced from 8 exons. NCBI's taxonomy places the organism in Eukaryota, Metazoa, Mollusca, Bivalvia, Myida, Dreissenidae.
CUUAAUUCUACACAAAAAGCGGCAGUCGAGUUUAUAGUUCAUACUAAUGAAAGUAAAAACGAAACAGAUAUUACACAAGCAUGGACAAACUGCACACAAGUGAAUUCGUCUUGCAACAGCGCAGAAAAAGCUUAUUUAAACACGACUUUCGGUAUAAUCUUCGAUUCAACCGUUUAUAUUAAUGAAACCAAAGAUUUGUGUAAUAUUUCGAAAGCGUGCGACACAAAUACAACCACGUGUUCUAGCAAAUCUAAAUCGGUGGCAUGCAGCUGCAAGGCUGGUUACGUCAACAACACCUUUAUAAACGAAACGUCCUGUUAUACGUGCGAACUUCCAGCCGACAUUCCGGAAAUUACAUCAACUACAGUCGUGUCAAACACAACGACAUCAACUGAAGUUUCAUCAACAGAAAUUACGACAACUAUAAUGCCGUCUAGUUAUUUAAAAUCAACUUCUAGACUAGACAAUAACAUUACCAAUACCCCUUCAUCUUCCGAACCAACCCACCUCCCGACUAUUUAUCCGGUAAUAUCCGAAACGGAUAAAACGGUAGUAUACCAGACAGGCACAAAAUCUUCAGUCGACACAAACAAACCAAAGGCCACCACAGAAGCUAUCGAGUAUAAUUUAUCGCCAAAAGUGGAUACAACAACAAAAGCUAAAGAUGGGGUGGAUGUAAAAAAAGACGACAAACCCGAUUCGUCUAGCAACACGUCUCUGAUCGCCACAGGUGCAAGUCUUGGAGGCGUCGUCCUGAUAUUGGUGAUCACCAUCAUCGUCGUGUGCAGACUUCGCAGCAAGAAGGCACGAGAUGCAGAGACAAUUAAGCUUAGGAAGCUAGAGAAGGAUCACAGGAAUGGAUUCGAUAACUCGCUGUUAGGCAGGAACUACCUUCGCUCGGAUUCAAAGCAGAACUCCACAAUUGAUUUAAGACAGUCCGAUCGUGACAAAAGUCGCAAUUCGUUCAAUGGUGGGCCGUUCAAGCCAAUUCAACCAAACUACACCAGGCCAUUCAGAUCAGGCGACCCCGAUUCGACGUGGGACCAUAACGGACAUGUGCCCGCAAUGAAUGGCCGAUCCGGUUCGCUACCGGACAUUAAUAACCAUGUCGAUAUGAGAUUAGCGCGAGAGACAAGGCGAUUGUCAUACCAGAGGGAUUCCGAUCCGCUGUACUCUUCUCCAAAAAAGGAUAAAGAUCCACCACCUACGCAAAAACCAAUGGACAACUACAAGCAAAACAUGGUUAGGGUAUUUCCCGAGUCUGGUGAGCGACUUCCGAGAGCACGAAACAGUCAGUUUCCGAGAAAUAUUGGAAACGGCCGGAUUUCUCCGGAUCCCGAUUACCAUGGUCCACCACGGUCACCAAAGCCCGAUUAUCACGAAAAACGGUCGCGUGACCUUCUGAACGCAUCAAACGACAGUGGAUUGAAUGGCUUUUCGCGGAGCAGCGGUGGUCCAGAUGUACAAAGGUCACGUGAGAGCUUUGGUUACGGAAGUCUGGGACGUGACCGAAACCGGAUGGAGGGCACGCCCUUUUAGAGAAUUUGUUUACAUAUACAAUUGUCAUUGCAGCUUUUUCCAGUUUUGGCGUCGUUCUCUUUUUCAGAAAGACGUUUUUCAUGACAUCAUUUGAAACACGUAAUUUCAAAUCGUUAUAUUAGCAAGUGUGCACGCAAAGCUCAUCCAUUUGAUUAUUACAUGUAUAUAGCUCGCUGUUCAAGCCAAAUUAUAUGGUGAAUUAUAUUAUUACAGGAAAGAGCUUUUUUCUAGCUAUUUGUCGUUUUACUCGUUGUUUUACUAAGUUUGCAUUGGUGUUCCUUUAUUGUAGAAUCGUAGAAAUACUGUAUUUCUUAAUCUUCUUUGUUGUUGUUUUGCUAGGCUCGCCAUUUAUAUCAUAAUACAAUAACAAAGAAUAAUAGAUUGUAAGUGUGUGUCUGUGUUCGUGGUGCCGAUUCAUGAUCACUAACAAUGCUGGGUGUUAAAACCGUUCCUGUACAUAUUGCAAUUGUUCUUCCGCUGGUGGAUAUAAACAAUCACAUGUUUACAUUCAUGUAGAUGUUUCAGAAGUUUAUUGAUUGGCGUGUAUUUACAUAUUUUUAGCAAACAUAUCAAUUGAUAAAUAAAAUCGUAUGUCUUGAUAUAA